Molecule: messenger RNA, 1976 nt
Organism: Drosophila hydei
Lineage: Eukaryota; Metazoa; Arthropoda; Insecta; Diptera; Drosophilidae
Product: zinc finger protein 567
Exons: 5
Coding region: 93-1883 (596 amino acids)
Biological process (GO): regulation of transcription by RNA polymerase II
Molecular function (GO): DNA-binding transcription factor activity; RNA polymerase II cis-regulatory region sequence-specific DNA binding
Source: RefSeq, a predicted model, not a curated record
UUGCACAGCACUAGUCCGAAAUCAGCAGUGCUUAACAUAUUCAACUAUGUGCAAAUACAUCAUUUCGUCUUUGUUUUUUUAGAGCCGUUAAAAUGGAAAUAUGUGGCAGCAUAUUAACAAAUAGCACCAACACAAUAUUCAAAUUAAAGUGUAUUUAUUGCUCCAUCGAAAGCGAUCUGGAGAAUUGGCAAAAGUUUGUUCACCAUACACGCAGCGCCCACCCGUUCGAUGAUGUCGAUGAAGAAGGCGGCGCUCAAAGCGAAAAUGAAAUGGAAGAGCCCUACGAGGCUUACGAAGACAACGACAGCAUCGUGGACAUAAAAGAGGAGAAUGACACAUGGCAGCAAGAUGAUGAAGAGUUUUAUGAAACCGACGAAAUAUUCAAACAUGAGUUAGACCCACAAUCGCCCACAGACACAGAUCCCCCCAAGUCUAGUAUUCAUAUUAUUAGUGUCGAAUCCAAUCAAGAAAGCAAAGACACAGAAACUUAUGGAGAUGAAUCCGAAAGUCAAGAACUGGAAGAAAUACAAAAAAAGGAGGAAGAGGAGACUUCAAAUAACAGCGACAACUAUGAAGACGAUGAAUAUAUCGAAGGCGAUUCCACAGACUCUGAUGACGAAUCUGAAGAAAAUAAGCCCAAACGUAGCAGAACUAAUCCCAUGUCUCUAAAACGCAAGUUAAAAAUAUCCUUCACUCGUCAAAAUCCGCGUGUGACGUACUUUAUCGAGGUAUUCAAAAAACAUCCAUGCUUGUGGAACCCGAACGAUAAAUUUUUCAAACUGGAGAAAGCCCAAAUUGAAGCUUAUUCUGACAUAAUUGAAGCAAUGGAUAAAAAAGUGAACGUGCUCUUCAAUGAAAUGGAAUUAAAGAAAUCUAUACAGCAAUUGUUUAAACAAUACGCAGCGGCAAGGCAAAAGGAGUACGAGACCCAAUUGACAGGAGUAGCUGCACGUUACCUUCGCAAAUGUAAAUUUCUCUCGAUCAGCAAUUGUUCUGGGGAGAGUGAAGACGACGAUGAGACCAAGUCAGAUGUAAUACAACUAAAUUUCAAGGAGAUCAAUGAUAUGACAACGACGUUUAUCGAAACUUAUGCUAACUUUCCGGUGCUAUAUGACAGUUCCCUGCCGGAUUUCAAGUCGGUGGAUGCUCGAACCGAGGCGUAUAUCAAGAUAGCUCAACUGUUGGCGCCAGAGAUGCGUGUUAAUGAAACGGAAGUUUAUAUGGCCGUAUUGCGACUACGUAAAUGGACAUAUAUGACCCUGCGGCGAGUAAAGUCAAAGGAAUUGCGGCGUGCUUGUACGAAAUCAGAACUUCAUUAUCUGCAAUUGUGUAGCUUUCUGCCGCCCAAGUCGGAAAGCUUCGUCAUUAACUGUGAAUAUUGUGAUAAACGGUUUUUCAUUGACUACAGUCUACGUGCCCAUAUGGUCAAGGUACACGAUAUGGGCGAGCUUCCAUAUCUCUGCUCCCAGUGCCCACGUCGCUUCGAGAAGGCACACGACAUGGAGCGACACAAGUUGCGACAGCAUUGUGAAAAGCUGCUCAAGUGCGAAUACUGUGAUAGCACAUUUUCAUUGAAAACCGAUCUAACGGUGCACACACGUGUUCAUACGGGCGAAAAGCCGUAUGUGUGCGAGCGGUGUGGCAAAUCCUUUAGGUUGAAACUAUUGCUCGACUAUCAUAUUAACGGGGUUCAUCUGAAUCUACGGCCAUAUAAAUGCGAUAUAUGUCAUAAUACAUAUCGUAAGAGAGUCCAGUUGAAAAAUCAUAUGAAAGCUCAUUUGAAUAUUAAGGAUAAGAAAUGUGAAGAAUGUGGUGCAGCGUUCACCUGCCCAACUAGCUUGUCUCGGCACCGCAGGACAUGCCAUAAUAUUAAAAAAAUAUAAAAAUAAUAUUAAUUUCCACUUCUCAUUACAUGUUUAGCAUAAGUAUAUAUUGUUAAUACAUAAAUAAAUGAAAAGCGGGAAAUUUCGCGGAGG